AUGAAUAGAUUCAGAAAGGGCAAGAAGGGAAAAGAUGUCGAAGAGACCGAGGCUGCGCCUGCCUCUUCGUUCAUGGGGAAAUCGGCAAAAUCAAAAAAACAAAACAAGGAUGAAGUCAAACCGGAGCUCGACUUAUCCACUGCUCUCCCUUCAACCGACAACUUUCGCACCAGUCUUUUGAUGCCUAACCUCUCGGCUCGGUUUAGCAUGCUCCGUGAACAGGACGAUCCCACGACAAAAGUCGGAAAAGCCAACGACGACAGUGUCUUGUUCCCGAAGCGAGCGUCGCGACUCAAUUUGUUCGGUCAUAAUCCUAACCCUCUGACUGAUAUCGCGGAAGUUUCGUCGAUUGAUGGUCGGUCAUCGUUUGCAACGCAGAGGAUUAAUUCGUAUGCCUCCGCUGAAGACGGGACGGAUGACGACUGGCAACACGGCAGCGUGAUGAACAGAAAGAGGCCUGGAGAGGGAAACAAUCUUUUCGGUGGACGACAAAAAGUGUACAAAAUUCCUGUCAGUGGUUCUGGUAAAGAUCUAGGCGGUAUGAGAGGCAGGACGGUGUAUGAAGAUGAUAUCACAUUAUCCAUGUUUCAGAAAUUGAGACUGAAAGAGAAAGAGGAAAAGCGUGCCAUGGAAUCGACAGUGGAUGAAGUCCAGUUGACUCCGGAAGAGGAUACAACAUCCUUGUCAAAGAGGAUGACCUCUUCGUCCACGACGUCCGGACAAUCGAAUCCGCGCACUUCAACUGCAGCAACCUCUAUCGAUGAGCAACCAAUCGCCUCGAAUCAACCCGUAGCGAACGGCCCCAAGCCUACUGGGAUAAUCCCCGGUAACUUGAAUGGGCACGUCAGUAAGACGCGCCGCCUCUACGGACAAGGUCUUGCACAAGCAGCUCAAGAUCAACAAUCAUCAGCUUUGACGCGUCUUGAAAGUCUCAGCCGACAGCGCGCAGGAGCGCCUCCUGAGCUUCCUCGCCUCAAUCGCACAUUUUCCCGAAGCGCCACUAAUCUCCACGACCGACGCCAGGGUAUAUCCCCCAUUCUACCUACUCCAUCAUCUGCGAACCGCACCUACAGCCCAGUAAAUUCGACUGGUUCGCCGUUAUCCGAAGCUCUAGAUGCAGCCCCAAAACCAGACCGAAUUUCAGACAGCAGUAGUACUGCUUCUCCUGUUUACGGAGCAGUCCCUCCGUUGAGCCCUCCUAUCAGUGAUACUGAAGAAAUGACGACUCUUGCCGCCGCAUUACAUCCCGAAGAUCGGGGUAAAGCCACAGCUAUGGGACUUUUCAAUAAGCCGAGUGGUCCUUAUGACGAACAACAAUUCAUGCGCCGCCAGCUUCAGAUGCACGAAAACCGUACGGGGACUACUCCUACCACUCGUCAAUCUCCAGCCAACAGCGUUUCGCGAGGAGAAACAAGCGCCGGCCGCCCACGAGGAUUAUCCAAUACGAGUUAUCGCUCCAAGGCAGAGUCUGCUUCAUCUCACUAUAGUGACGGGACCCACAGCAUCGGAGAGGCAUCUCCACAAAGACCUGCCGGUAGCAACGGUACUUUUUUCUUGAAUCUAGAUAACAGCGACAGUGAAAGUCAAGCUGGUGAUGAACUUCGACCUCCAAGGAAAAUGUCUUCAGUAAAGUCUCAGUCUUUUGAUGGUAUUCAUCCUGCUUUCCGCUCGCGGCCUGCGUCUAGAGAUUCCGACGGUAUACCUUCUUCGACUCGUGAAUCUUUUGAAGUGCCAGAAAGUAAAGGACACGACUUGAACCCGAUACAAGAAACCACCAACCCAGCUCCCCCAUCGCCAAUCCUUGAAGAAACUUCCGACAAAGCUAUUGAUUCGCCUACACUUGGACCAGCUGGAUUGGGGCUUAACAGCAUGAUUCGUACACAUCUGAGACAGGAUAGUUCGCAGUCCAUUUUGCCUUUGCCCUCGCCUCGUCUACCGUCUCAUCAAGACCUUUCAUCGCCGAUGGAACCACCUACUGGUCCACCACCGCCACCACCAACUUCUGGAUUCUCAAGUGUUGCGCUACGAGCUAAGCAGCUUCGCGAACAAGCGGCUGCUCUUCGCGAGCAGCAAGAAGCUGAAAAGUCCGAGACACGCGCUCAUGCACAAGAAGAACAAUCACGGUUCGGCCAUCAUCGUGAUAGCAGUCUUGAAACACAAAAGGAACGUGAAGAAUUUGCCCACGAGCUCGCAGAACGGCGACGACGGGUUCAAGAAAAUCUGACUCGACUUGGUAGCAGGUCUAAUAGCCCAGCCCCAGGACCUAAUACCCCUGAUACUGGUACUCCCAGGUCUGGAAAUGGAUUUUCCCUUCUCAAGCACCGGAACAAGAAUAAUGUCCCAGACGGGUUGCCUACCCCACCGUCCUCUAAGGCUUUGAAGAAGCUUGGUAUUGGUGGCCCAUUGAUGAACGCAUCUACACCUUCUCUCGACUCGUGGAGGGAUGACGAGCUGACCCAUGGUUUUGGUGGCCUAGGCAAUCAUUCCAACUUGAGCUCGCCGCACAUUGCAUCUGCACGCACUGCAUCUGGUCGAGCAAACUAUUCUCGCAGUGCUAGUCGCGGCAGUGAAGAGGGGCCAGAUUCUGGGUCAAGUCGACCUGAAUCGCCUUCGUACUAUCGACGAGACCGGUCAACCUCUGCAUCGGGACGAUCCAAAAGCCGUCCACCGCCGCCUCGCGAGGACCUCGACAUGGUUGCGGAACAUACAGUGAGUCGAUAUGGUGAAAACACACGAACACCUCCCAUGCGUCCAUCAAUAGACACCGAGUACGUCCUCUCUGGUAGUCGAACAGGUACACCUUCGCACCUAGAGAUCAUCCCACCCCAAAGCGAUGCCAGCAGUAUCGGCACGUCCCCACGACCUUCACCUGUUGUUCCUCCAUAUUCAGCCAACGCUACCCCUCCUCUUGACGAUAGACGGGACUCACCCAACAUGCCCAACCGUUCAGAUUCGACAAAUAGUGGAUCCCUCCCUCAACGAGGUCCCCCAAAGAGACAAAUAUCAAAAUCCCAAAUCUCAGAACCCACGUUUGUCUCCAGCACCUCAAACGUUCCCAUGGUCUCGCUACCACCUGGAGCAAGUCUGAGCAACGGCAUGCCCAAUACACCACCCAUCCCACCAAUGAAUCCUCGCCGUCGACGAACAACAACCACACAGACGAUCCUGGGGGCAAUCAAGGGUGACCGCUCACAAGCACCAUCAUCAACCCGCACCAGCCAGGAUGACGAACGCGCCCGUAAUAUCAACAUUAUGAAUAAUUAUAAUAAUAUCAACCACCAGGCGGUAGCAGCAAACGAAUCUCGACCGGGCUUGUUACGGAAGAUGCAGAGUGAGGGUGGGACGAUGAAUGCGCGAGCUCGACAAGAGGCGAUGAUGGCGGCGACUCCGACGAUGCCUAAUUAUCCUCCUGCUGCUGAGGUGCAGGGAGGGAUGAUCUAAUCUUCUUUUUUUUCUCAUUAUUCUUCUGGCUGACAGCAGAUUUGUCGUUUGAUACUACUUACUUUUCCGUGUAUUCAUUGAGCAUACCAGCGAUAUCCAUGGCGUGAGAGAUUUUGGUACUGUUGUAUAGUUGUAUAUCAGGUGUUUGUAUUCGAGAAUAUACUGUUAUACAUAUUC
This is a messenger RNA of Talaromyces stipitatus ATCC 10500, 3618 nucleotides long. RefSeq lists its product as uncharacterized. Lineage: Eukaryota; Fungi; Ascomycota; Eurotiomycetes; Eurotiales; Trichocomaceae. Bases 1 to 3441 code for a protein of 1146 amino acids. The record is from RefSeq and is a predicted model, not a curated record. The transcript has a single exon.